AUGCCAUUCCCUACAGAGUUCCAUUUCUCCUAUUGGAAUAUUCAGUCUUCCGCUUCACCAAAGAUGGCAUCUCUCCUGUGCGCUCUUUCUGCUGUGUUGGCCGUAUCUAUGGUCAGUGCAAGAGGUUAUGGUCCAGGUGGAAUGGGCGGAAUGAUGUCGGGUGGAAUAGGCGGUGGAAUGAUGUCAAUGGGAGGCAUAGGAUCCAUGGGCGGUAGUAUGGGAGGCAUUGGAUCCAUGAUGCCAAUUAGUAAAAUGAUGGGAAGCAUGGGCGGUAUUGGAUCUAUGGGAAGCAUGGGUGGAAUUGGAUCUAUGGGCGGAAUUGGAUCUAUGGGUGGCAUGGGUGGAAUUGGAUCAAUGGGCAGCAUGGGUGGAAUCGGAUCAAUGGGAAGCAUGGGUGGAAUCGGAUCUAUGGGCGGAAUAAGAUACAUGAAAUCUAUGGGCGGCAUUGGAUCCAUGGGCGGUAUUGGAUCUAUGGGUGGCAUGGGAUCCAUGGGCGGUAUUGGAUUUAUGGGCGGCAUGGGAUCAAUGGGCGGCAUGGGAUCAAUGGGCGGCAUCGGAUCCAUGGGUGGCAUCGGUUCCAUGGGCGGUAUCGGAUCCAUGGGUGGCAUGGGAGGCAUGGGAAUGAAAUCUGGAUAUUAAUACUCUUCAACUCUCAGGGCCACCAUAAACCGUUUUCAUGUUUAUUUUGCUUAUAUGUAAUAAAUAUUUGCAGUAUCAAAA
Messenger RNA from Saccostrea echinata, 720 nucleotides. Its product is annotated as PE-PGRS family protein PE_PGRS16-like. The record is from RefSeq and is a predicted model, not a curated record. The transcript is spliced from 5 exons. Lineage: Eukaryota; Metazoa; Mollusca; Bivalvia; Ostreida; Ostreidae. The coding region runs from base 1 to 639 and encodes 212 amino acids.